Messenger RNA from Amphibalanus amphitrite, 1868 nucleotides. Its product is annotated as histidine triad nucleotide-binding protein 1-like. Gene Ontology annotation, biological process: purine ribonucleotide catabolic process; intracellular cholesterol transport. The record is from RefSeq and is a predicted model, not a curated record. Bases 248 to 709 code for a protein of 153 amino acids. Lineage: Eukaryota; Metazoa; Arthropoda; Thecostraca; Balanomorpha; Balanidae. The transcript is spliced from 2 exons. Gene Ontology annotation, cellular component: nucleus; cytoplasm. Gene Ontology annotation, molecular function: sterol binding; hydrolase activity.
GAGACAAAUCACAUUUCACCGUAGCAACCUGCUAAUAAAAUAGCAAGUUGCCAUGCAACAGAGGGAGGUCCGCAGCUGUUGCCUUGAAGCCAAUAUUUUCUGAACAGGGCUCAAGCCCCUUAAUUAUUUUUACGACGACGCCGUUGUUUGUCUCAUUUCCGACUUUGACCUGCCGGUUGACGAGUGGAAAUUCAGCGGGGCUGCUUGAAAGCUGUCCAGUCACUGCCCCAUACCCCCGGACUGCGAGAUGGCGGCGGCGCGCGUGGCGAUGGCGGCGGUGCUGAUGGCGGCCCUGGUGCCGGCCUGCCUGGCCAUCCACUACACCGACUGCGGCUCCAAGGGCGCCACCAUCAGCGACGUCAGCAUCACCCCGUGCGGCAACGGGCCCAAGUGCGUGCUGGUGCGCGGCCAGACGGCCACGCUGAACAUCACCUUCACGGCCGGCGAGGAGAGCAAGUCGGCCACCGCCUCAGUGCACGGCAAAGUCUCCGGCGUGCCCAUCUUUGUGCCGUUCGAGCUGCCCGACGACAACGCCUGCACGGCUGGCGGCAUGACGUGCCCGGUGGCUAAGGGCUCGGCGCAGCACUACUCGCAGGCCAUCGCCAUCAAGAGGAUCUUCCCGGCCGUCUCGGCGCUGGUCAAGUGGGAGAUCCUGGACGCGGAGAAGAAGGACAUGAUCUGCCUGCUGAUCCCCGUUCAGCUCCACUGAGCGGUUCCAGUCGGCCGCGGGGGUGAGGCAGGGGCAUCGGAAGACAAACGUCAGUGGUGACGUGAAAGGGGUGACAUCAACCAAGAACAAACAGUCUAAUUAAUGACUUAAUUAUUCGAAAAUUGACUUUCUGGAUAUCCAGUGCAAAAUAAUCCGUGCACUUCCAUGUCUCGUAUCCAACAGAACUCCAACAAUGACAUUUUUACGAAGCUGGAUGUCUCUCCGCCCCUGGGCCAGAGUCCACUGUUUUGUGGUGUCCGUCGCAGGCCGGAUGUUUGCCACCCAGCCGCCGGCGAGGGCACGGAGCGUGUCGACCGACCGCUAUCAGCCCCCCCCCCCCCCGCUCCCAUAUCUCGAGUGGUGUGCCUUGUUCCGCGGACUGUGCAGAGGCUAAUUUAGAGUGCUGUGCCCUACCAUAGUGUAAUAAAUAACGCCCUACCCUGUAUAGCGGAUGUCAUGGUGUUCGAGGGCUGCCUACCAAGUACCAAAGUACACUGUAACAAAUGGCGAAUAAUGUACAAGGCUGAAUCAUUUGUCGCCUGUUCGUAAAGGUUCUGAUGCUUUUGCUUGGCGAAUGUUUAGGCAUGUUUAGCAUGAUUUGCACUUUUCCUUCGUGUGUUCAGUGGCGGAUCCAGGCUCAGAACUGCAGAGUAUAAGUGGUUAUUUCAAUUGAUAGGUACACUGGAGCAUAUCUUAGUGUGACCUGGCUUCAAAUUAACGAACUAAUAUUUGGCCAGCUCCCGAAAAUGCGUGCUUAGAAUCGAUGUCGGGUUCAUCUAUGGUGUAAUUUCUUUCAAUUGGGCUGGAUUUACCACGAUCUUGAUUCGUACCUUCGCGUGCUGCGCUUACUGGUCAUGCUUAUGUGUUUUCCGCGGAGUUUCGUUUCACAAAAACCACAUACUUUGCUCUGUGUGUCCUGUAGCCUGAAUUUCAAGCGUCUUGCCAGCCGCAUUGCAUCGGCCUGCUUUGUUUAUUCCGUUUUUUUUUUUAGACUUGUGGGGUUAGUAGUUAGACGUAGUAGCUGACGUACGUAGACGUACUUAGCUGAGCUCAAGACCCUAGCUGCGCUGUUGUGUAGCGCAAGAGGCACCUGUAACCGCGUGUAUUUAGCUGUGUGCAUCAUAUCAAACUCAAGUAUCAAAUAAACGUAUUCUUUCAA